Messenger RNA from Xiphophorus couchianus (Monterrey platyfish), 2232 nucleotides. It is a transcript of the gene slc35f4, whose product is annotated as solute carrier family 35 member F4. Gene Ontology annotation, cellular component: membrane. The record is from RefSeq and is a predicted model, not a curated record. Gene Ontology annotation, molecular function: transmembrane transporter activity. Gene Ontology annotation, biological process: transmembrane transport. The coding region runs from base 413 to 1735 and encodes 440 amino acids. The transcript is spliced from 6 exons. Lineage: Eukaryota; Metazoa; Chordata; Actinopteri; Cyprinodontiformes; Poeciliidae.
AGGAAAGAGGGGGAGGACAGAAAGAGAUGAGGUGAGUGAUUGUGCCUUGCCACACAGACUUGAAGUGCAUUCUCCCUUGGAGACAGUAGCGAUGCUGGAGCUUUGCGUACCAGUGCAACUGUAGAGUCUCCACUUCACUCCCACUGAGCUGUGUAGCUAACCGGAGAGAAGGACAGCAUCAGGGACGUUGAGAACGCUGGACUGGAGACUUCCAGAAAGUGUGGACCGAAGACGAAGAGUGGUCUGCUAACAGGAAGGGGGCUUUGAAGUGUGUGGAGACGAAGCAGUCAGCAUUCUGAGAAUGCACCAAGGUAGCAGAGGGAGCUGCUGAGUGUUUUGGCUUGUGCACCCGCAUUCACACACCCACACACACCUUCCACUGGAGGACAGUGUGUGGUGCCCCCAGUGGAGAAUGAAGAAGCACUCGGCCCGAGUGGCUCCUCUAAGCUCAUACAGCACGCAGGUCCUGACCUGCCCCAACUCUGAAGGAGAGGAUGGUUCAGAGUCUCGACCAGAGACCCCAGCCAGCGACAUCAGCAUAGAGAGUCGGUCCUACCAGACAUGUGCCAACACAGCUCUGAAGGUGCUGGGUGGUCUUCUGAUGGUGCUGUGCGUGUCCUCCUCCUGGGUGGGUACCACCCAGGUGGUGAAGCUGACCUUCCAGUCAUUUUCCUGUCCCUUCUUCAUCUCCUGGUUCAGCAGCAACUGGAACAUCCUCUUCUUCCCCAUAUACUACUCUGGACAUGUUUUUACCACAGGCGAGAAGCAGACUCCCAUUCAGAAAUUUAGGGAGUGCAGUAAACUCUUUGGGGAGGAUGGAAUGACUCUCAAGUUGUUUGUGAAGAGGACAGCACCCUUCUCCAUCCUAUGGACACUGACCAACUACCUUUACCUCUUAGCAUUGAGGAAACUGACUGCCACUGACGUCUCGGCCCUCUACUGCUGCCACAAAGCCUUUGUCUUUCUCCUCUCAUGGAUCGUUCUCAAGGACCGGUUCAUGGGUGUUCGGGUCUGUAUGAAAUAUAGAGACAGUUUAUACAACUGUGUGUGUUUGGCUCUGAUGGUUGUUAUUCUCUAUGGACAGAUUGUUGCUGCCAUAAUGGCCAUCACAGGUAUAGUCAUGAUGGCUUAUGCAGAUGGUUUUCAUGGCGAUUCAUUUGUGGGUGUAGCCCUGGCUGUGGGCUCUGCCUCAACUUCAGCUCUCUAUAAGGUUCUGUUUAAGAUGUUCCUUGGCAGCGCUAACCUUGGAGAGGUUGCUCAUUUUAUUUCAACAAUGGGCUUCUUCAACCUUAUUUUCAUCUCCUGUGUUCCCCUCAUCCUCUACUUCACCAGGGUGGAGCACCUGGGCUCCUUGUCUUCACUACCCUGGGGUUACCUGUUUGGACUGGCAGGACUGUGGCUGGUCUUUAAUAUUCUGGUCCAUGUCGGCGUGGUGCUGACUUACCCCAUCCUCAUCUCCAUAGGGACACUGCUCAGUGUGCCUGGAAAUGCAGCUGUAGAUGUUUUGAAACAUGAGGUGAUCUUCAGCGUGGUGCGGCUGGCUGCCACCUGCAUCAUCUGCCUGGGGUUUCUCCUCCUUCUGCUGCCAGAAGAGUGGGACUCAGUCACCCUUCGAUUCCUCGCCAACAUUGCUGACAAGAAGUCCGAGGAAAAUGGAGAGGAACUGACAGAGUCCAGUGGCCAGACUCGAAGUCGGAGUCGAGCAAACGGCACUGUCUCCAUUCCCUUGGCAUGACACGGCUGGAUUCUCAUGAUAACAACAGUUAGCAAAUCCCUUGUGUUUCCUCUCUGAGGUUCUGGCAGAAAGCUCAGUCUGUGUGAACUUCUCAUUCAGGAGGACAGCAUCGACUAAGUUGAAAUGUAAUCUUUACUUUGCAUAAGUACCCCUGUCACUUCACAAACGGGGAGGAGAACACUUAUGGAUCAUGCAAACCAGAAAAAGGCUGAAACUGGUAUUUACUGUGGAAAUAGUUGCAAUGUUCCAUCUUAUGUCCUGCACGCACCCAAAGCAAGAGCUGACUGGCUUCUCCUAAUAUGCUCUCCAGACUGUAUUCUGUGAAUAUAAAUUUUGGCAGGGCCAGUUUGGCUCAAAAUAUUUCUAUUUAUUUAAAUUUGUUCAAGCCAGAGUAUUGAUUUUAAGUCUAAGCAGUCUUACUGACAAGAAUGGCUAUUAUACUGUGCAUAAUGCAGAAGCGCUUUGGUUUUUAUAAUAAAAGACUUGAAACCUUUGGA